This is a messenger RNA of Camelina sativa (false flax), 1868 nucleotides long. Its product is annotated as nuclear transport factor 2-like. Gene Ontology annotation, molecular function: mRNA binding. Gene Ontology annotation, cellular component: ribonucleoprotein complex; cytosol. The record is from RefSeq and is a predicted model, not a curated record. Lineage: Eukaryota; Viridiplantae; Streptophyta; Magnoliopsida; Brassicales; Brassicaceae.
CCUCAAGUCCCCACAAAAGUCCUCUUCCGUUGCCUUUUUCUUCUCGCUUUUUCUUUUUUUCCGUACACUUGGCCCUCUCGUCCUCGCGAUCAAACCCUAGGUCCCGCCAUUGUUCUCGAGGUCCCCCAGACCUACAAAAUCGGCGCUCUGUUUCGCUACUGUAACUUCUUUCUCUCACUCUCUUCUUCACUCUUACUCUAAUUUCAGGUGUUUGUUGCUGUGGAGGUUUGUGAUAGAGAUACUAUGGAUUCUCCGGCUGCUGCUGCACCUGUUAUUGAUUCACUUGCUGUUGGGAAAGCGUUUGUCAGUCAGUACUACCACAUUUUGUAUAACAUGCCUGAGCAUCUUCACCGUUUCUAUCAAGAGAUUAGUAAGGUUGGGCGUGUUGGACAGGAUGGAGUUAUGCGCGAUUUCUCUACCUUGGAGGGUAUAAGUGAGGAGCUUAAGUCACUGACUUGUGGAAAUUUCAGUUCGGCUGAGAUUACCAGUUAUGAUACCCAAGAGUCUCACAGUGGGGGUUUCCUCCUUGUUGUUACUGGAUACUUCACUCAAUACGAGACAUUGAGGAGGAAAUUCACACAGACUUUCUUCCUUGCUCCGCAAGAAAAUGGGUUCUUUGUUCUGAAUGACAUGUUCAGAUUUGUCAAUGACGAUGCUAAGAAUAAUGUUCCAGAGGCCAUAGAUGGGCAAGUUGUUUCUGGGAAGGACUCUACAAGACCCAGUCUUAUUAAUGGCAAUAAGGGCUCUGAGCAAGCUUCAUGUGUUUCAGCGAAUACGGAAGUGUCUAAACCUUUGUAUAGUGAGAAUGCUAAGGAUAAUGUUCCAGAACCUCCUGAGAUUGUCAAUGAAGACGUUCCAGAGAUUGAGAAAACUUGCAAAAAAGUUGCAAAGGAGUCACUGAAAUGUUAUGACCCAGAUGAUGGACUCGAAAAUGUUCCCAAGAAAUCGUAUGCCUCUGUGUUGAAGGUAACGAAGACUAGAUCUGGAGUUUCAGCUGUCUCUUCAUGGUCUCCGAAGCAGAUACAGAAAGACCAAGAACAUCAAGCGCUUUCAGAUCCUUCUACAGGCCAGAUACUCAACGACCAAGGACAACAAGCAUUUUUAGAUCCUUCUCAAGUGAUAGAAUCUGAUUCAGUUUCUGAGUUUGUUGAUGCUGCUGACGAUGGGCACAAUCAGGAAGUGGUAGCUGAGGGUACAUCUAUUUAUGUGAGACAUCUUCCUGCAAAUGCAACCAUCGACAUGCUUGAGACUGAAUUCAAGCAAUUUGGAGCUAUUAUCAAUGGUGGGAUUCAAGUUAUAAGCCAAAGGGGACUUGGUUAUCCUUAUGGUUUUGUUGAGUUUGAGGAGGCAGAUGCUGCCCAGAGAGCAAUAGAGGCUUCACCUGUGAGAAUUGGUGGACAGAGAGCUUUUGUGGAGGAGAAGCUAUCAACAUCAAGAGGUCACAGAGGAAGUGGAUACGGAAACAGAAACGUGGCAGUGAGAGGAAGAGGAGGUUAUGGAUAUGGCUACGAUUACAGGAGGGGAGGUGGAGGAGGAGGAAGGUCUUUUAACCGUAGAGGCAAUGAGUACGUCGCCAGCAUCAACUCAUACUAAACCGGAUUGGGUUCUUUUGUGGUAAACCGGAUAUAAAUGAUUCUUGGAACGGUAGUAAAAGGACAGACUUGGUAUGAUAUGUAAAAAAGAUGAAUGAUAUGUUGUCUCUCGGGUAUUAUAAUUAGAAGAAAAGAAAAAUAUUUGUCGGGGUAUGAACUUAGAAGAAAAGAAAAAUAUUUGUCGGGGUAUGAACUAUGAAGGGGGAAGGCUUAUUUUGUAAGACGUUUUAAAUGCGACUACCUACUAAUAUCAUGUGAAUGUUCUAGAUUUUAAUA